Molecule: messenger RNA, 833 nt
Organism: Symbiodinium pilosum
Lineage: Eukaryota; Dinophyceae; Suessiales; Symbiodiniaceae
Source: the annotation of a GenBank genome assembly
GACUCCUUGCCAGUGGUUCUGGCCUGCAGCGACCAAGCCCCUCUGGUGGUAGUCUCCGAGUCCAUGCAGCGAUUGCACCAUCUGAUGGCUGGCUCUCGUCUGGAAUUCAUCUCGUCCUCGAAGUGGUCCUGGCACCUGGAGGGAGAGGACAUCUGGGACGAGGUCGCCGUGAUGCUGCAGACUUUGCUCCCAAUUGGAGUUCCAGUUCAGUCCAGCCCCAAGCACAUUUUUGCGCUUGAAGAGCAACGACAGGUCUAUGUCAUCGAGCCAGAAUCAUCUCCUUCUGCCCAAGUUCUCUACCUGGGUCUGCCGCGAUUCAUCCCCUUUGCACUGCAACUGCCAGCGCUGGAGCACUGGGCCCGCGUACUGCGCGUGAAGAUAUGGGCCAUCACGGAAGACAGCAUAGAUGCAGAAAGAUUUCGACCAGGCGUGAGCCACAGCGAAAUUCAAGAGGAGCUGGUUGGCUUAGUGACUGCCUUGCUGCCUUCGCUGGGGGACAAGUUCUUGCUCGUUGACAGCACUUGGGGCGCAGGUACAUUCCUAGCGUGGCGGUUUCGGGAGCGACUUGCUGGAGUCAUGGUUCUGAAUGUCCACCUGUUCAUGGCUCCGGACUUCGAUGGCACGGAGCCUGCAAAGAAGAUCAAGAACCGCAUGGCCAAGCUUGGUGAGUUCUUUGCGAACAGGGAUAUGGACAACAUACUGGCGGUACUCCCGGACUUCAUGUACCCCACAGGCGGUGCCGAGGGGGUAGAGGCCACCAAACAGACUUAUGCAGCUGCACUGUCCUCAGCGUCGGAGAACUUCUGGAAGCUGUCUGCCCUGCAACCGUCGUG